UCAAUCCGUGCGCGUGCUUUUAUUGGAUCUGCUGCUGUCACAUUUGUUCUCAAAGCGCGUUAUUCUUCAUCAGGAAAUUCGCGACGCGCGAACGCCUUUCUUUCGGCGCGGCCGCGCGUCAUUUGACAGUCGCGCAUCUAUGUUUUCCCCCCUGUUCUCUAUGUAAAAGACGCACAGAAACCGUAGGCCCUUGAUUGAGAGUCGCUGUUUAAUUCAGGAUUUGUGGGAUCCGCGUCGACGCGCCGCUCUGGAGUUCAUCUAACGGCUCGUUUGGCGUCAUAAAUGCCGGAUCGCGCGCUCCGUGACGGGAUCGACGCGUUUGGGCCAGAUUUCAGCCUGUUGAUGUGAAGUGGAAGAAACACACCGGUUUGAUCCCAAUGACUGUGACCACAGCGGCUGAAAGAGAGGCCGUGCGGGCGCGUCGGACGCGUUUUGCGGGCGCUGAAGGAGAAUAGACGCACGAAACACGCAGGAAAGAUGGAUGAAAGAGUCGCGUGAAUCGAGCUGGAGCUUUAAAACCGCGACAGAAGCGCCCAAGUUCCUUUGAGGAUGAAGAGAAACGCGCUCGAGUGAAGAGAUACAUGAGGCAAACACUGAGGGGGGUGGGGGGAUCAAUAGAGUUGAUAUCUGUGAUUAAUCUGUGAUAUUCUUCAUGAUCUGAGGGAGAGACGCGUUCACAUUAGCGCAGUCAAAGCGGAGAGCCGUGGGUGAAUGAUGGGCUGCGCCUCCAGCAUUCACCUCUCGGAUCGGGUGGUUUAUCACAGCGGGAAAGAGUCCGACGACUCGCACUCACCGCAGCAGAACUGCCCUCAGCAGAGCCACAUUAAACCCAACGCCUAUAAGAACACACUCACAACAGAAGUGCAGUUUGGACCAAUGAAGCUUUAUGAAGAUCAACUGCAGGUACUGUUAGUGUUUGCCAAAGACGACGCUCAGAGUAAUGCGUUCUGCUGGGCAUGCGAGCGUGCUGGUUUCAGGUGUAACGUGGCCAGAACGCCUGAUGCUGCGUUCGAGAGUUUCCUGGAGAAAAAUCACGACCUGAUCUUUAUCGAUCACAGACAUUCCAGAUAUUUUGAUGCUGAAGUGCUCUGCCGUUCAAUCAGAGGCAUCAGCUCCUCUCAAAACACUGUGAUCAUCGCCAUUGUGAAAAGGCCAGAUCGAGAAGAAUCCACUGUGAUGCCACUGAUAUCAGCAGGAUUUAACAGGCGGUAUGUGGAGAACUCAAACAUGAUGGCCUGUUACAAUGAACUCAUCCAACUUCACUUCGGAGAAGUACGAGCUCAGAUCAAACUCAGAGCCUGUAAUGCUGUUUUUACCGCACUGGAACAGAGUCAGGAAGUCAUUGAGAUCAGCAAUGAAGAUCAACUCAUACAGUAUGUGAAUCCAGCAUAUGAGUGCAUGAUGGGAUAUCAGCGCGGUGAACUGCUGAAAGAAAACACUGAAGUGCCGAAGAGUGAAAAAAACAAAACGGACCUGCUGGAGAACAUCAGAGCAUGCAUCCACAGAGGAAAAGAAUGGCAGGGAGUUUAUUAUGCCAAAAAGAAGAAUGGCGACAGCGUGCAGCAGAAUGUGAAGAUGACCCCUGUAAUUGGUCAGGGAGGUAAAGUCAGGCACUGUGUGUCAAUUAACAGGCCUUUAAAUGACCAUAACAAGACAGAAAAGCCAUGUGAGAGAGUUCAAGCCGAAUCACAAACAGAUAUUCAGCAGUGCAGCAAACACAAAGAUCGCAGAAAAGGUUCUCUGGACAUUCGUUCAACAACCUCUCGAGGGAGUGAUGGAAGUUCACAGAGGAGACAUUCAUCUAUGGCCAGAAUUCACUCCAUGACGAUAGAAGCACCAAUCACUAAGGUGAUAAACAUCAUAAAUGCAGCUCAGGAAAACAGUCCAAUGCCUGUUGCUGAAGCGCUGGACCGUGUGUUGGAGAUACUACGGACCACAGAGUUGUACUCACCUCAGCUCGGGACUAAAGAAGAAGACCCUCAUACAAAUGACCUGGUGGGGGGUCUCAUGACUGACGGAUUACGCAGGUUAUCAGGAAACGAGUACAUCUUUGCAACAAAACAGCUGCAUCACAUCCCCAGUCACCUGACCACACCACUGUCCCUCAACGAUAUCCCACAAUGCAUUGCUCAGACGAUGGAGAGCGAAGACUCGUGGGACUUUGAUAUUUUCAACCUGGAGUCAGCUACCAUUAAACGGCCGUUAACAUAUCUGGGUUUGAAGAUCUUCUCGCGCUUUGGUGUUUGUGACUUUUUGAGCUGUCCAGAGGCGACGCUUCGCUCGUGGCUGCAGAUCGUUGAAGCUAAUUAUCAUUCCAGUAACUCGUACCACAACUCUACACAUGCCGCAGACGUUCUGCACGCUACUGCAUACUUCCUGUGCAAGGAGCGCGUAAAGCAAAGUCUUGACCCAAUAGAUGAAGUCGCCGCACUGAUCGCUGCUACUAUACAUGACGUCGAUCAUCCUGGACGUACAAACUCCUUCCUAUGUAACGCAGGAAGUGAACUAGCCAUAUUGUACAACGACACGGCCGUACUGGAGAGUCACCACGCUGCGCUCGCCUUCCAGAUCACAACACGAGAUGACAAAUGCAACAUCUUCAAGAAUAUGGAGAGGAACGAGUAUCGCACACUCCGGCAGGCCGUCAUUGACAUGGUUCUCGCCACUGAGAUGACGAAACACUUUGAACACGUCAACAAGUUCGUCAACAGCAUCAACAAGCCACUGACUGCACUGGAGGAAAAUGGGGCUAAUGGUGAUGAGGAGUCAGUGAAGAGCAUUCUGUCGGUUCCAGAGAAUCGUAUUCUUGUGAAGAGGAUGUUGAUCAAAUGUGCAGAUAUUUCAAACCCCUGCAGACCGCUGCAGCUGUGCAUCGAAUGGGCCGGACGCAUUUCAGAGGAGUAUUUCGCACAGACCGAUGAGGAGAAGCAGCAGGGUUUGCCGGUGGUGAUGCCUGUGUUUGAUCGCAACACCUGCAGUAUUCCUAAAUCACAGAUCUCCUUCAUUGAUUAUUUCAUCAUGGACAUGUUUGACGCCUGGGACGCAUUUGCUGAUCUGCCGAAUCUAAUGCAACAUCUGGACAACAACUUCAAAUACUGGAAGAGUCUGGACGAGAGGAAACUACGCAGCCUACGGCCACCGCCUGAGUAACACACGCGAGCACAUGCAGCAAGGACGAGCUUUGUUUAUGUGUGAGCGGCUGUCAUCACAAGGGACAUAGAAUGGUCAUGACAGGACGACACGCAUGUGAAUGACUGAUGAGUGUCUCACAUUUGGGAAGAAACACUAGCGAUCAGCUCUACACCUGUCUAACUCUCUACUGUCUGUCUGCUUUCAGUUCUUCACAUGUACACACACACACACACACACACACACACACACACACACACACACAUACAUGUAUACAUGCGCGUGUAGAGCGACAGAAACACGUCUGCAGAGCUCUGUUUAUUUUGUUUUCUAUAAUAAAAUAAUGAUGAGAAUCAUGUUAACUAAUAAAUACGAUUAAAAAGAACUAUAAAACACCAAAGUGAUUGACAUAAAUAAUAAUCUUAUUCUUAUCAUCUGUAGUUAAUAUCUGCAGAGAGAGGAAACAUUAAUAAAAUAUAAAUGUUUUUAUUUUCUUAUUGAAUGAUGCCAUUUGAAUCUUCCUGUUGCACUGUAGACGUGUGUGUGUGUGUGUGUGUGUGUGUGUGUGUGUGUGUGUGUGUGAUGCAUUGCUCAGAGCCACAGUGGAGAACUGCUCU
This is a messenger RNA of Myxocyprinus asiaticus (Chinese sucker), 3746 nucleotides long. RefSeq names its product high affinity cAMP-specific and IBMX-insensitive 3',5'-cyclic phosphodiesterase 8A-like. Bases 712 to 3150 code for a protein of 812 amino acids. Lineage: Eukaryota; Metazoa; Chordata; Actinopteri; Cypriniformes; Catostomidae. The transcript has 22 exons. Gene Ontology annotation, molecular function: 3',5'-cyclic-AMP phosphodiesterase activity. Gene Ontology annotation, biological process: cellular response to epidermal growth factor stimulus; positive regulation of ERK1 and ERK2 cascade; signal transduction. The record is from RefSeq and is a predicted model, not a curated record.